This is a messenger RNA of Actinia tenebrosa (Australian red waratah sea anemone), 3321 nucleotides long. Its product is annotated as heat shock 70 kDa protein 12A. Lineage: Eukaryota; Metazoa; Cnidaria; Anthozoa; Actiniaria; Actiniidae. Gene Ontology annotation, molecular function: ATP-dependent protein folding chaperone; ATP binding. The record is from RefSeq and is a predicted model, not a curated record.
CAUUGGCGGCUUUAUUUAAAUAAACAAGCGCUUAUAAUUGCAUUCCUUUUCGAAAGCAAAUGCACAUUUCCAUAUAGCUUAUUAGUGUCAUUGAAUUCUCUUAGCUGUUGUGAGUGUUUACGACUGGACUACAUAGCGUUGGCAACCAAAGGUAAGUUGAAUGUUUUUUCGCCAUUAGACCUAUAAAAUAAGAGAUAAGCGACUUCUAAGAAACGAAAAAUAAAACAAAUUGACGUAUUAAGGUCAAGCAAACGUGGACUCGAGUCAGUAAACUCUCUUCUCUACACAGUAGCACUUGGACCAAACAAAAUUAAUUAAAAUCCUAAGAAAUUGAGUGUAUGUGAGAGAGGAAAGUUAUGAGGACUUGUUGAAACUUGUUCUCUCUUGACAUCUUGGCAACAGCUGAAGUGGGUUCUUCUCAACUCAUCAGAAGUCUUAAAUUAAGGUAUUCCUUUUGUGAUUCUAAACUAGCACACGACCCUCGCUCGUAGAAAACUGAUGGCUCAGUCGGAAAUGAAAAGGGGAGUAGAGUUUGUGGUAAAUGUUGAAAACUGUGUUGAUGAUAAAGAGGAGGACGGAGAUCAGUCUAAUGAAGAAUUUACUGGAUCGUUAACUGAGCAAGAAUUACAGAGAAUCAAGGAAGAAUUAAGAUUGAUUGAUGAUGACGGCGAUGAUAAUCACUGCUCAUCUGAUAGCGAAGCAUAUGGAUCUACUCCAUUUGAUAGCCCUUUGACGGAAGCUGAACGCAAGCUCUUGGAUGAGUUCACUCUCGGGACAACGAGUUCGUUUCCCCGUAGCCCAAGCACGUCUCGAUCAGCAUCACUGGCUGAGGUAGCUGACUCACUUAUCAAAGAUCUCGAAAAAUACACCGCGACCCACACCCUCGAGUAUAAUAACAAUUACGAUUCUGAUCAGUCAGAUAAAGAKGAUUUAGAUGACUACACACAAAACCGGAAUAGAGGAAAGGAAAGCCGUAAUGAUAGUGAUCUGGGAUCAUCCCUUUCCAUGGCUUCUGGGGUUGACGGAUUAGAAAAGCUGGUUGAAGAGCUCGCUCUACGAACAGAUAGCAAAUCCAUAAAGAAUUGCAAUAGCGAUACAUCUACAUUAUCCAUGGAUUUACAAGAAAUUCAAAAUGGCAGUGAAGUUGUUGACGAACUCAAGAGCUUGGGAUCAACACCUGAUAAUAACGCAAAGAGUGUAGUUAAAGAGAAGAAGUCAGAUGCUGCACAAGUCGAUCAUUCACUUGAGAUGGAUGUUGAUUUCUCCGCCAUCAGCUCUCGUUCUUCUUCAAUCCAAUCGGGUUCAAUUCCUGCGUCUGUAGACUCGGGGCUUCCAGUCAACGAUGCUUCUACUGGACAACAUCGGUAUUUCGUAGUUGUUGCUAUUGACUUUGGGACAACAUUCAGUGGUUAUGCGUUUGCCUUUACUCGAGACCCUGAGAGCAUCCAUAUCAUGAGACGAUGGGAAGGUGGAGACCCUGGGGUAUCCAAUCAGAAGACUCCAACAACACUACUAUUGAGGCCUGAUGAAACUUUUCACUCAUUUGGUUUUGGCGCUAGAGAUUUUUAUCAUGAUUUGGAACCCGAUGAAGCACGCAAAUGGUUAUACUUUGAGAAGUUUAAGAUGGCUUUACAUACUAAAAAGAAUCUCAAUAAAAAUGUCGAAAUCAAAGCAGCAAAUGGAAAACCUAUAAAAGCCGUUACAGUAUUUGCACAUGCUUUGAAAUUCUUCAAAGAUCACGUAAUCGAAGAGCUGACAGACCAAUCAGCGACGCAAAUUCUUGAGGAAGAUAUCCAAUGGGUAAUCACGGUACCUGCUAUUUGGAGGGCUCCUGCUAAGCAAUUCAUGAGGACUGCGGCUUAUGAGGCUGGUCUUGCCACGUCCAACGAACCUGAUCGAAUUCUGAUUGCUCUUGAGCCUGAAGCAGCAUCAAUUUUUUGUCGAAAGCUGAGACUCCGAGACUGUGUGUGGCAAGAAUCCAAGAGACGAUCUACUAUUUCAUCAAGCACAGAUGAGCAAAUUGAAGAGGAAUUUCAAGACAAAACACGGUACAUGGUGGUUGAUUGUGGUGGUGGUACAGUAGAUCUGACAGUCUAUGAGCUCAACACUAAAGCAGGUACAUUAGAGGAGCUUCACAAAGGAACAGGGGGAGCAUGUGGAGCUACAGGUGUCGAUCAAGAGUUUGAAAACCUCCUUAAGAAAAUCUUUGGUAAAGAAUUUAUCGACCAGUUUAAGUCGAAACGUCCGGCCGGUUGGGUUGAUUUGAUGAUUGCGUUUGAAGCCAAGAAAAGAACUGCCAGUUCCAACAAGGCCAACCCUCUCAAUAUUUCUCUUCCAUUUGUAUUUAUCGAUUAUUACAAAAAACACAAAAGUUCGACAGUUGAAUCAGCUGUGAAAAAAUUUGGAAGUUCUAAGAUCAAAUGGAGUUCACAAGGCAUGUUAAGGGUUGCUCCUGAAACUAUGAAUGAACUAUUCGCCCCAGUCUUGAAGCAGAUUAUUCAACACAUACGUGUUUUGCUGAGCACCCAAAGUGUAUCUGAUAUUGCGUACUUGUUUCUCGUUGGUGGAUUCGCUGAAUCACCACUGCUACAAACUGCUGUAAGAGAUGCCUUUGGUUCACAAAUGCGAAUAAUUAUCCCACAAGACGUCGGUCUCACAAUUCUUAAAGGAGCCGUAUUGUUUGGUUUAGACCCAACUGUCGUACGUGUUCGUAGAGCAGCAAUGACGUAUGGUGUCGGUGUACUCAAUCGAUUCGUGCCUGGAAAACAUCCCAAGUCAAAACUGGUGAAGAAAAAUGGCAUUGAGUGGUGUACAGAUAUACUUGAUAAAUACGUUAUUGUUGAUCAAGCUGUUAAUCUGGGAGAUAAAGUGACAAGAAGUUAUGCGCCUGCAAAACCUGGUCAAAACUACACCAUCAUAACGAUUUACAGCUCUGAUGAAGAACAUGUAACUUUUGUCACAGAUUCUGGGGUGAAAAAAUGUGGUCAGUUGAGAAUUGAAAUGCCAGACAUGAAGAACAAUGAUCCUAUUAAACCGAGAGAAAUCCAAGCUUCGAUGGAAUUUGGUAACACAGAAAUCAAAGUUAGCGCUGUGGACGUAUUAUCUGGGCUGGAUGCAAGGGCAUCAAUAGAUUUCCUAAGUAAUUAGACCUUGAAUGUUCAUAUAGAAUGAUUCUUUUUGUUAUUUAUGUCAUAGAGUGUGCCUUUGUGGAUUUUUUUAUUUGAAACGUUAUGCUUCAGUCGUGGAAUGCCUGAAUUUUUUACACCACACCACACCACACCACACCACACCACACCACACCACACCACACCACACCACACC